Messenger RNA from Pieris brassicae (large cabbage white), 734 nucleotides. RefSeq names its product signal peptidase complex subunit 3 (gene Spase22-23). Gene Ontology annotation, cellular component: membrane; signal peptidase complex. The record is from RefSeq and is a predicted model, not a curated record. Bases 122 to 661 code for a protein of 179 amino acids. Gene Ontology annotation, biological process: protein targeting to ER. Lineage: Eukaryota; Metazoa; Arthropoda; Insecta; Lepidoptera; Pieridae. The transcript has 3 exons.
ACAACGUCAGCUAACCGCAGUGGAUCGUGGCUUUAUUGCUCAUUUUGAAUAGGAUAACAAAAAUACAUUAUCAAAUAUAUAAAAUCACAAUAAUAAAUUGUUUCGUUUAUAAUAUAUAAACAUGUAUUCUAUAUUAACAAGAGGAAAUGCAAUUCUUACGUAUACUCUUAGUGUUCUUGCAUGUUUAACUUUCUUAUGUUUUCUAUCCACACUGACGGUGGACUAUAGAACCGCUGCUCAAAUGAAUACAGUGAAAGUAGUUGUAAAAAAUGUUCCAGACUAUGGUGCCUCAAGAGAAAAGAAUGAUUUGGGCUAUUUAACAUUUGAUCUGAAAACAGAUCUUUCCAGUCUCUUUAACUGGAACGUUAAACAGUUGUUCUUAUAUCUAACUGCAGAGUACAUUACACCAUCUAAUGAAUUGAAUCAAGUUGUGCUGUGGGAUAAAAUUAUUUUAAGGGGAGAAAAUGCUUUGCUAGAUUUUAAGAAUAUGAACAUAAAAUACUAUUUCUGGGAUGAUGGAAAUGGUUUAAAGGGUCACAACAAUGUCACAUUAACCUUGUCAUGGAAUAUUAUCCCAAAUGCAGGUCUGCUGCCUAACAUUCCAGCCAUUGGUCAGCAUUCCUUCAAGUUCCCUAUAGAAUACACACAAACAAGAGUAUGAUUCAUAAUAAAAGAGUUUACAACUCUUUAGAUGAAUAAAUGUGUGUGUUUGAUAAAUUAUAUAUUCAAUCUAA